AGUAAGCAUAUAUUGAAGGAUUUAUUUUAUACUUAUGUGUGUAUGUCUGUUGUAAACAUUGUUUUUAAUUUUACAAAUUUAAGUAAUAAGUUUGCAAGAUAUACUAUCUGCCAUCUGUUAUGAUAUUGUAACUAUCAUAUUUAUUUAGCUGACCUAAUUUGUCUUGUGUGGCCUAAGAAUGUUUACAUUUGUUUACAUUGUGUACAAAAUAAUACACAUUGUGUUACAACUGUGCAGUUUAGAAAUCACUAGAACCAUCAUGGAUACUCAUGGAAUGAUUAGAACUUUCUAUUUCACUUACAUAACGUUUCCAGAAUAAUCAUAACAAAAGAUGCGUAAUUCAACUCUACCGUUAUCUAGAACGUUCCGUAACAAGUAUUUAAAUGCAGACCCUUAAGUUAGACACAGACAUAGAUAUAGACUUAGACAUCGAUAAACAUCAACAUUCUCAGCAGUUGGAUUGCCACUUUUAUUUACAAACUACAUCAUACUAGAUUGUGACCUAUUGGACGUAAUAUUCUGUGUGGAUUCCCGAGAAGAUUUCCGGAUAAAGAAAAGAUAAAAGAUUGGACUCAUAUUUUGACAGUUAAGUUGACAUUACUAUUUGUGUAAUACUUCUUGUAAACGUGUGUAUAAUAAAUAUUUUAAAUUUUAUCAUUGAUUUGUGUCUUUUGUUGGCUACAAUUAAAAAUCGAUUUUCUGUCGUAACAAAAAUUGGGGGCUCGUCCGGAAUAACGUAAAUAUCUCAUUGAAAAUUUUUAGUAUUUUUAUUAGAACUAGCCAACAAAAUUAUACACAAUGGCAUUUGAUGCCGGUAAAUUUUUGAAAACGCCAGACCUGGAGGGGUUUGAUAAUUUAAAGAAAGAGGAAUUAGUGUUGCUUGCUAAACAUCUGAAAUUAGAUUUUAGAGUAUUUAUGAGAAAACAAAUUAUAAAAAAUUUGGUAAUAGACAAAUUAGUUGUUGCAGAAUUUUUAGGUGAAGAGGCUCUUGAACUUAAGGCCGAAAAUGUUGACGCUGUCAAAUUAAAACAGCUUGAAUUAGAACAUGUACUCAAAAUAAAACAAUUGGAAAAAGAGGAAAGGUUAGAGAUGGAAAAAAAAUUAGACUUUGUAUCUAGAUUAAAAGAAAAAUUGUAUACUGCUUGUCAAAUUGCUCAGAAAAACUUAAAAAAUGUACAGAACAAGAUAAAAAUAUGGUAUAAUAAAGAUGCCAGGGACAGAGUUUUUGAGCCUGGUGAUAAGGUACUUGUAUUUUUGCCAGUCCCUGGACAUCCUUUACCGGCUAAAUAUUGUGGUCCUUAUACAAUAGAGAGUAAAAUCAAUGAUUUGAAUUAUACUGUUAAAACUCCAGGUCGGCGCAAACAAAAUAGAGUGUGUCAUAUUCAUAUGUUAAAACCAUAUGUUGAGCGUACUAAUGAAUAUGAGAGUAAACCAGUUGCCACUUUAGCCAUGGUUAAAUUGGAGAACAAUCACGACAAACCAGAUGUAAUUGAACCACCUUUUAGUUCUAAAACUAUGGACCAAACAGUAAGAUUGAAAAAUUCUAAAAUUUUGUCAAAUUUAGAUUCAAAAUUUGCCCAUCUGUCUUUUGAUCGUAGAGAAAAAAUAAAAGCUUUGGUAUUUUCUUUUAAAAAUCUCUUUCCAGAUGUGCCAAACAAAACCACUGCUGUUUGUCAUGAUGUCGAUGUAGGCGAUGCUUCUCCAAUUAAGCAACAUCCUUACCGGCUCAAUCCACUCAAACAUGAAUUUAUGAGACAAGAAAUUAAAAAGUAAAAUCACAACAAUACUGAACUCCGAGGAAAAUUCAGAAAGGAAAGUCCACAAUCAAAUGGCAAAAUCAAAAAAACAAACACAUCAAACGAAUGGAUAACAACUGUCAUAUUCCUGACUUGGUACAGGCAUUUUCUUAUGUAGAAAAUGGUGGAUUGAACCUGGUUUUAUAGCUAGCUAAACCUCUCACUUGUAUGACCAUCGCAUCAAAUUCCAUUAUUUUGACAACGAUGCGUGAACAAAACAAACAGACACAAUAGGUAAAAAUGUCAAAAAUAGGGGUACAGCAGUCAACAUUGUGUUAUCAUCUAAAUCACUAUAAAAACAAACAAAUGUAACGAAGAAGCACAAAAAGGCAUACAUCAAAUUUAACAUCCUCAUUUUGCUUAUAUUAUACGAUUUUAUUUAUCUAUGUAAAAUCCACCAAUAAAGGAUGGAAGGUUUUAAGUACUGGCGUAAAAUCGCGCGUUUGAAAUUCGCACAGGUAGACAUAAAAUAGUUUUGUCGUUCAAAGUAUGAGGGGAUACAUAAAUACAGAGUCACGUAACAUGGAUAUAACAAAAAACAGACUUAACAGUAAAAGUAAUAUUAAUAAAUAAAAUAAAAUAAUUGUGUGGUACAAAGUAUGACGAUAUACAUAAGUACAGAGUCACGUCAAAUGUAUAUCACAAAAAACAGACUCAACAGUAAAAGUAAUAUUAAUAAAUAUAUGCUUGACAAUAAUAUUAUUGAGCCGAGUAACAGUGAAUGGAGCUCUCCUUGUCUCCUUGUGCCCAAACCAGAUAAAAUAUUUUGUUUCGUGACUGAUUUCAGAAAAGUAAAUUAAGUUUCAAAAUCCGAUUCCUAUCCGAUUCCAAGGAUAGACGAUUGUAUUGACAAGAUUGGUCAAGCAAAAUUUGUGAGCAAAUUUGAUUUGUUGAAAAGUUACUGGCAAGUUCCAUUAACACCGAGAGUUCGAGAAAUAUCAGCUUUUGUAACACCAGAUGGCUUAUUUCAGUAUACUGUCAUGCCGUUUGGUAUGAAAAGUGCUCCAGCUACAUUUCAAAGAAUGAUCAAUAAUGUUAUAAAAGAUUUAGACUGUUGUUAUGCUUAUAUUGAUGAUCUCAUUGUAUGUAGUGAUAGUUGGGAACAGCAUUUAACACAUUUAUAUGAUACUUUUGAUAGAUUGUCACAAUCAAAUUUGACUGUUAAUCUUGGUAAAAGUGAAUUUUGUCAGGCCACUGUUGAUUAUUUAGGGCAUACAGUUGGCAAAGGUCAGGUGAAACCUAUUACGGCUAUAAAGUGGAUGCAAUUACCAAAUUUCCUCCUCCUACAAAUAAAAAACAACUUAUGAGAUAUUUAGGCAUGAUUGGAUUUUACAGGAAAUUCUGUUCAAAUUUUGCUACUGUUGUUCAACCAUUGACUCAUCUUUUACGGAAAGAUUCUAAAUUUAUCUGGAGUGAAAAUUGUCAAAAUGCUUUUGAAAAUAGCAAAUCACUUUUAAUUAAUAGUCCAGUUCUGGUCACUCCAGACUUUGAAAAACAAUUUAAACUUGCCGUUGAUGCAAGCUAUGUAGGAGUUGGAGCUGUUUUAUAUCAAGAGACAGAUGAUAAUGUUGAGAAACCUAUAUCAUAUUUUUUUCAGAAAUUAGAUAAACAUCAGAAAAAAUAUUCGACUAUUGAAAAAGAGUGUUUUGGACUGUUGUCUGCACUUCAACAUUUUGAUGUAUAUUUAAACCCUACUGUGCAUCCUAUUCUUGUUUAUACUGAUCAUAAUCCUCUUACCUUCAUACAUAAAAUGAGAAUCAAGAACCAGAGGUUGACUAGGCGGAGAUUAUUGUUACAGGAAUAUGAUGUUAUUAUUAAACAUAUUAAAGAAUAAUCAUAUACAUCAACAUUCUCAGCAGUUGGAUUGACACUUUUAUUUACAAACUACAUCAUACUAGAUUAUGACCUAUUGGACGUAAUAUUCUUUUCAAAGAAUUCCCGAGAUUCCCGAGAAGAUUUCCGGGUCAAGAAAAGAUAAAAGUUCUUAGAAAAAUGCUAAGACUGGAAUGAUAACAAAAUGGGAAACAUAGAAUCUUCAUGAUUUGAAAAGAUUAUGACGGAAAACAGAAUAGUUUUCUACUUAAAAAAUUCGACUUUCAAGGUGUUUCUAUAUAUUUGGACAAUUUAUUAUCGUGCCUUGUAUCUGUUUCUGUAUUUGAAUUUUGUAUCUGCAUUUUGCACGACUUUUUGUUAUUUUAUAUAGCAAUUAUAAUGAAGUUACGCUUCAAAUUUUAAAACAAAAAUAACCGAACAUUUUCAAAGUUUACACUGUUCAUGUGUACACGACGAGUUCUGAUAUGUUAAGAACUAUACAACUGAUUUUUAUUGUUCACGCCAAUGUCCCUGGUGAGGGUGCCGGUUUAAAAAAAGAUCAUUCAAAAAUAGAACUGAAUUUGUUUUAUAGUCGAGGUAAAAUGAGUUAAUAAAAAGUUGAA
Messenger RNA from Mytilus californianus (California mussel), 4231 nucleotides. RefSeq lists its product as uncharacterized. The transcript is spliced from 3 exons. Bases 799 to 1773 code for a protein of 324 amino acids. The record is from RefSeq and is a predicted model, not a curated record. NCBI's taxonomy places the organism in Eukaryota, Metazoa, Mollusca, Bivalvia, Mytilida, Mytilidae.